UCACUGUUGAGCAUCGAAAUAAUAACGCAGUUCUGCGAGCAGCUUGCAAAAGUUGUUUCGAAACGUGUCCCUGAGAACGCGCCAUAUGCAUCCCGAUUUGUGCAGCUCCUUUCCAAAACGUUGUCUGCUUAUUCGGCGAAAGCUGUACAGCCUCUGGAUCAGAGCUUCCGGCCGCUUCGCAGAGCCAUUCUUUCCCAGUCUCUGAGCGCGAUGUUCAAAGCAGUGGAAAGCGCAUUGGAGGAGAACAGUCUUGGAAGUUCAUCUGCCGAAAAAAUCGAUGCAGCAGUAAAGGAGGAAAUCGAAGGCGUCGAAUGGGAUGCUCAGUUGAAGGUCGAAAUGGAGGGGAACAUAACAAAGGUGAUGCAACUGGUUGCACAAAAAAUCGAGCAGCGUCUUGUGCUUGACCCAAGCAUUCUUCAGAUGGGCGAGCGCAUCAGCAGCGCCCAGGAUUGA
Gongylonema pulchrum is the source of this 453-nucleotide messenger RNA. The record is from the annotation of a GenBank genome assembly. Lineage: Eukaryota; Metazoa; Nematoda; Chromadorea; Rhabditida; Gongylonematidae.